Dendroctonus ponderosae (mountain pine beetle) is the source of this 1324-nucleotide messenger RNA. RefSeq names its product cell growth regulator with RING finger domain protein 1. The record is from RefSeq and is a predicted model, not a curated record. NCBI's taxonomy places the organism in Eukaryota, Metazoa, Arthropoda, Insecta, Coleoptera, Curculionidae. The coding region runs from base 61 to 1179 and encodes 372 amino acids. The transcript is spliced from 7 exons. Gene Ontology annotation, biological process: negative regulation of cell growth.
AAGACGUGUCCAACGCUGCUGUUUACUGUGCGAUGUUCCGAGUUUUCAACUGAAUAAACGAUGUUCGAAAAGACUUUAGCAGAUCUGUGGCAAUCGGUGGAAUACUCGAACGCCUGGUGGAUCUGUUUGUUCUCCGUUUGUGCGGUGCUGUUAUGCCUGUUUGCAGCCAGAAACAUGGUGGUACUUCGGGUGCACGGCGAAGAGUUCGUGUUUCCCACGUCGUUGCACCAUCAGAUGCAGCCCAGAAUUCCUCAGAUGAAUAUGAUGAAAGUCCACAUUCCGUUCACGUUUAAGCUGCUGGAAACAUCCAGAUCGUCCUAUUCAGAGCUCCAAUGCAGCAUGUCCAGCCAGGUGAAGUACCAAGUGUUGGCCUACUGGGGCGUGAACAUCAAAGAGCUGCACAUUUUCCUGUGGAGGCCAUGGGCGGAUAUCCGAAACGCAUGUGCAGGUGGCGACUUCCUCAAAGGCUACUAUCAGUACCUGGGAAUUCAGCUCGAAAGAACGCCCCAUCCGGACCAAGUGAUGACUUUGAACUACAAUGGGAAAAAAGCUCUGGAUUUGGGCACACCGCCGCGACUUUGCUAUCCGUUGGUGAUUUUCCUGAUUCGGAACGACAUCGAUGGAAACGUCCAUCCAGAUGAAACAGUUGCUCUGAUUAACGUGGUGCACAUCAAGGACACAGUCUGCACUCUGCCCACCAGCAUUCUUGGGCAGUACCUGAAGCAGGCCAAUGGGCAAUUGUCUUGCCUCAAGCAACUCUAUCUGGCCACUGGAAACUCCGGAAACUACGAGACUCAAAUUCCACUGGCAGUGGCUGAGCCCGUGGAAGGCGGUCCAAGUUCAGUGGGCUCUUUCUGCUCCAACCAGGAGGAUUCGACGUUUUGGAACAGCUCGGGCGAGCAACUGUGCGUGGUGUGCCAGACCUACCCCCUAUCCAGAGCCCUUUUACCUUGCAGACACACUUGCAUCUGCGCAAGUUGCUUCAACAAGCUGGAAAGGUGUCCAAUGUGCCGUGGGCCGAUCAAGAGCUACUUCUGCAUCCGCGGCGAAGAAUAUCUGGAUACGAAAGAAAAUGGCACCAGUCCAAAAAACGACGAACGACCACCGGUUAGACGCCGGUGGUUCAACGGGAUCAAUUGGGACGACCGAUUGAUCGAUUUUUUGGGUUUUUCGCGGUAAAAGACACGCGACUAUCCGCUGGUAACUUAAGGGCAGGUUGUUGAUGUUUGGACGCGUGUCUGGAUCGUUUUUAACUGUUUUUUUUGGGCAAUGAAUUGGCGAACGAGAGUACAAAGUUACGUCUCCACUGUCGCUUGUGAUAUUU